AUGGGCUCCGGGCCGCGCGGGGCGCUGAGCCUAAUGCUUCUGCUGCUCGCGCCGCCGGGCCGCCCGGCCGCUGGCUGCCCAGACCCGUGUCGCUGCGCGGGGACGCGCGUGGACUGCGGGCGCCGCGGGCUGACGUGGGCUUCGCUGCCGGCCGCCUUCCCGCCGGACACGACCGAACUGGUGCUGACGGGCAACAACCUGACGGCGUUGCCACCGGGGCUCCUGGACGCGCUGCCGGUGCUGCGUGCCGUGCACCUGGGCGCCAACCCCUGGCGCUGCGACUGCCACCUGGUGCCGCUGCGCGCCUGGCUGGCCGGCCGGCUGGAGCGCGAGCCCUACCGCGACCUGCACUGCGCCGCGCCCCCCGCGCUACGGGGCCGCCUGCUGUCCUACCUGGCGGAGGAGGAGCUGCGCGCCGCCUGCCCGCCUGGCGCGCUCUGCCGCGGGGCGCUGGCGGCGCAGCUCCUGCUACUCUGCCUCGGGCUGCUGCACGCGCUGCUGCUGGCGCUGCUGCUGUGCCGCCUGCGGAGGCUGCGCGCCCGCGCCGCACGCCGGUGGCCGCUGACUACCCCGCUGGCGGCGGAGCCCGCGACCCCCGAGCCGAGCGACUGGCGCUGAGCCAUGCGACCGGCCCACUGACCGCCCCCGCUCCGGCCGCGUCCUCCGCCCACACGAUCUCCCAGACGCGCCCCCCCGCGGCCGCGCGCAGGGGCCCCACUGCUGCGCGCGCACCGCUGGCGACACGCACGCACCCCCUGGACCUGGAUGCCGAGGCGGGCCCGGGGCGAGCCGCUGC
Eubalaena glacialis (North Atlantic right whale) is the source of this 796-nucleotide messenger RNA. It is a transcript of the gene GP1BB, whose product is annotated as glycoprotein Ib platelet subunit beta. The record is from RefSeq and is a predicted model, not a curated record. The transcript is spliced from 2 exons. NCBI's taxonomy places the organism in Eukaryota, Metazoa, Chordata, Mammalia, Artiodactyla, Balaenidae. The coding region runs from base 1 to 618 and encodes 205 amino acids.